This is a messenger RNA of Eruca vesicaria subsp. sativa (arugula), 237 nucleotides long. The record is from the annotation of a GenBank genome assembly. NCBI's taxonomy places the organism in Eukaryota, Viridiplantae, Streptophyta, Magnoliopsida, Brassicales, Brassicaceae.
AUGUUGGGCUGUUGGUGGUUUCAGUGGAGGUCUUUUGGCUCCUGGAGUUUGGUGCCUCAGAAGUUCAGGAAUGGAGGAGUAGUGGUGGCUGUUUGCGGUGUUUGGUGGUUGGGGCUUCGACAGGCCCUGGUCUUGCGUUUCGCUGCCUUGAGCUCUGAUCCUGCGCGUUGUGCACUCUUGGCGGCUCUCUUAAGCUCUUUCAAGUGUUCCCCUUCAUUCCUUAGCAUCGGGUCUUAG